AUGAAGAGGAAAUCCCAGGACUGCCAGUCCGGAUUGCCAGACAACAGUGCCUUGAAGCAGCAGCAGUUGCCCGCCUACCGGCUACAGCUCUCAGCCAACAAAAUCCUCUCCGGCUUUUUUGCCACAGGCGUGUUCUGCCUUGGAGUGGGCGUCAUCCUUCUGUUGUCUGCAAAGACCAUCAAGGAAGUAGAGAUUAAUUACACAAAAAAAUGUGCAAAUUGUGCAAAACUGCGGGAAAAUGCUGCUAAUUUUGACAAAGAAUGCAACUGCUCUAUUCCCUUUUUCCUUCCAGAGACAAUGAAGGGUAAUGUUUAUAUGUACUACAAAUUGUAUGGCUUCUAUCAGAACCUCUAUCGAUAUAUUCUAUCCAGAAGUAAUAGCCAACUGGUGGGUACAGAUGUAAAGGAUGUUAGAAACUGUGCUCCAUUCAAAACCUCCCACAAUGGGAUCCCCAUCGCUCCUUGUGGUGCUAUUGCCAAUAGCAUGUUCAAUGACACCAUUAUUCUUUCUUACAACCUUAAUUCAUCUAUCCAUAUCAAAGUACCAAUGAUAAGGAAUGGAAUUACAUGGUGGACAGACAAGUAUGUCAAGUUUCAGAAUCCAAGUUUCCAAAAUCUUUCUAGUGCAUUUGCAGGAACCACAAAGCCUCCGAACUGGCCUAAGCCUGCCUAUGAACUAGAUGAAGAGGAUCCAGGAAACAAUGGCUUCAUCAAUGACGACUUCAUUGUGUGGAUGAGGACAGCUGCAUUUCCCACUUUCAAAAAACUGUACCGCCGACUCCAUCGAAUAGACCGUUUUACUGAAGGCUUGCCUGCUGGUAGUUAUAGUUUCAACAUAACCUACAACUUUCCUGUAAACAGGUUCCAAGGAGAAAAAGCAGUUGUUCUUUCCACCCUGACAUGGAGUGGAGGCAGUAGCCUUUUCUUAGGUCUCGCCUACAUGGUGACAGGAGCUGUGACCUGGUUAGCCUUCUUUUCCAUGUUGGCAGUUCACUUGAGGCUGAAAGAAAGGAAAAUGUUCUUCCUCCAGCAGUAA
Messenger RNA from Eubalaena glacialis (North Atlantic right whale), 1035 nucleotides. Its product is annotated as cell cycle control protein 50C-like. Gene Ontology annotation, biological process: phospholipid translocation. The coding region runs from base 1 to 1035 and encodes 344 amino acids. The transcript has 7 exons. Gene Ontology annotation, cellular component: endoplasmic reticulum; plasma membrane; Golgi apparatus. The record is from RefSeq and is a predicted model, not a curated record. Lineage: Eukaryota; Metazoa; Chordata; Mammalia; Artiodactyla; Balaenidae.